AUGCGUCCCGGAACCUGGUCUGCUUUCGCAGCCUUCCUCGCCCUUGGUGGCUUCGAGCUCGCCGUCGCUGAGGAGGAGCCGCCGGUCCACACCGACCGCCCCAAGUACUACUUCCCCAAGGAGAUCAAGAGAGCCAUCCAGACUGGCAGCCACAGCCAGCAGAACCCUUGGCUAGAGGCGGGCAACUUGGAAAGCUGGUUGCUUGGCGGUAACAACCAGCCCGCAGCUACUACCAAGAACAACAACAACAACAAUGGCACCAAGGUUACUGCUCCGCGCACCGAGGUCCAUGUCACCAAGACCACGGCAGCUGCCGCCAAAGACAAGCCCGCCAAGGCCAAUCCUGCUAAGGCUGAGCCCACCGAAACUGAGAAGAAGCAGAAGGCCGCGGAUACCACCACCAAGAAGAAGGCCGUUGAUCCCACCCAGAAGAAGGAGCCCGCCGACACCAAGGCCACUCCUGCGCCCACCAGCGAGUCUGGUAAUGGCGGUGGUCUCCUAGGUGGUGGUGGUAUUCUGGGUGAGAUCUCUUCCUUGGCUGGCGAGCUUCUUGGUCCAGGAUCCACCACUACGACCACCAAGAACCCUGCCGCCAAACCCACUGAAGUGUCCCAGAAGGGCAAGGACGGCCAGGACGGCCAGACCAAGAGUGGUAAAGAUGGCAAGGAUACGACUACCACCACGACGACAACUUCGUCGUCGGAUGGUGGUCUCUUGGGCAACUUGGGAUCCGGCUUGGGCUCCGUCUUGGGUGGUGUGGAAACCGGCCUCGGUCUCGGUGGUGGUAAGACCACCACCACCACCACCACGACAUCGGCCACAAACACGAUUCCUGUGAGCGUUCCUGCGACUGCCACUACCACCACAACCACCACAUCCUCCGCGCUCAACCCGCUUGCACCCAUUGAGUCUAUGCUCGGAUUGGGCCCCAGCUCGUCGAACGCUACCAGCUCUAGCCUCGUGGUUCCCACGCCAUCUCUUCCUGGCAGCGGCGGCAGCGGCAUCAUCCCUGGCCACCCAUCCGCUACGGGCUUGCCCAGCAGCACAGGCAAAGUGCCAUUCCCCAGUGGUUCGAUCCACCCCGGCGGCGCGGGCUCUGGCACUACCUCUGCGACCUCGACGCCCACGCCGACCCACACGCCUGCUGAGUCUGCGACGACGACGACGACGUCGACGACCACCACUACCACCAAGGAGCCGGAAACCACGCCCCAGCGCACCGAUCAAACUUCCAGCAGCAACGACUGGGUUGGUCCUAGCAUUUUGCACCAGCCCAAGCCGACUCAAACCGAGGACAACAACAACCCUACCUCGACGGACAAUGACCACGAGCCCACGGCCCUCCCUGGCUCCAUUGCCCCCGGAACUGAAGUCAGCAGCCCCCCGGAGAACUCGCUGCUCAUCCAGCUGGGUUUCAACCAGGAGCUCCCAUGGAGCUUUGUGGCCACUACCUCGAUGUCCUCGGCCCAGAUCUUCCAGUACGUGCCGGAGGGUCUGGAGCAUGCUCUGUCGAUUCUCCAUUCGCAGGUGACCAUGUUCGCUCUGGAGCCUUACUACUCAUGGAAGACGACCGGCUACAACGCGACGCUGGCAAUGGCCUACAUCCAGCGCCGCUACGUCGACCAGCUGCGCAAGGAGCUGCACAACCCGAACUCUCGUCUCUACAACCAGCCCAGCGAGCCCGUCAAGACUCUCUUCUCCAUGAUCGACCCGACCAUCCCUCUCAUCGUGGGCCAGGAGGGCUCCUCCAGCUCCGGCACCGGCACCACCGGCUCCGGCGAUAAUAGCGACAACUCGGGUGGCAACACCGACAGCAACACUAACGGUGGUUCUGCCUCCAGCUCCAAGACCAAGGUCAGCUCCGUUGGCAUUGGCUGCGGUGUUGUCGCCGGUGCUGCCGCCUAUGGCGCCGGUAUGUUCUGGCUUGCCCGCCGCUACCGCAAGAGACGCCAGCUGCACCGCCGCUCCGCCUCGACCGUCGAGCAGAUGAGCCAGGGUAGUUCCGCCGCUGGCUCAGUCUUCGCGGCCGGUGCUCGCAUGUCCGGCAGCCAGGCUGGAAGCGGCCGCUCGGGUCAGAUGAUCAGCGCGCCAGUGAUGGCCGAGAACUCUCUGGGCUGGAACUAG
Penicillium riverlandense is the source of this 2124-nucleotide messenger RNA. Its product is annotated as putative mucin family signaling protein Msb2. Lineage: Eukaryota; Fungi; Ascomycota; Eurotiomycetes; Eurotiales; Aspergillaceae. Gene Ontology annotation, biological process: establishment of cell polarity; osmosensory signaling pathway via Sho1 osmosensor; signal transduction involved in filamentous growth. The transcript has 2 exons. Gene Ontology annotation, cellular component: cell surface; extracellular region; plasma membrane. Gene Ontology annotation, molecular function: osmosensor activity. Bases 1 to 2124 code for a protein of 707 amino acids. The record is from RefSeq and is a predicted model, not a curated record.